This is a messenger RNA of Caenorhabditis sp. 36 PRJEB53466, 2010 nucleotides long. The record is from the annotation of a GenBank genome assembly. NCBI's taxonomy places the organism in Eukaryota, Metazoa, Nematoda, Chromadorea, Rhabditida, Rhabditidae.
AUGACAAAAGCCGGAAGCACUGUCGAGGUGGAGAACAAGAUCCCGACGGUCAGGACGACCAAAAACUCACUAUCCGCCAGUGAGAAGGCGACACCAAGAAUGGAUCCGGUGGCGCCCGUUCCAGCAGUCAAAACGGGAGUUAAGCGUGUGAUCGCUCAAGACGGAGUUCGCGGAUCAAAGAAGACGAAGUCAUCGGUGGAGACUCAAUCGUGUGGAAAGAAGAGAGCCCGUACUGAGGAUCCAAAGGCCGGCGGUCUCGAGACGAGCAACGACAAGGUGGCGAAGCGUCGUUUCAAACGCCCAGAGAACAGAAAAAUGCUCAUCAGAGACUUGCCAAAACAGAUGGCAAAGUACUUGCACCCCGCGUACGCAAGAGUCUUGACUGGGUGAGUCGAGAACUUGUCCAUCCAAAAAUGUGUAUAUUUGUUUUAUUUUCAGUCAUCGCCGAAGAUGGGUAUCGAUGCCGAAGCACAACCGGGAAGCUCUUCAGAUUCUGAAGAAGUAUAAGAAACCAAAAGUGCCAAGACGCUUCCCGUUCCUAUGCCUCAGAUGUUUUAUGAGAACCUGUACGUUCUCGCUCAUCAAAGGGCACUCCUGCCAAAAACUGGACAGAAGAAAGCUGAAGCGCAUGCGCCAAGAGCUGUACUUCGGGAAGUACGACGAUUCAAAGUGUCAGUUUCUGGCAAAAUGUGCUCAUCUCUCAUAAAGCGCGUUGUUUCAGGGAACAAGUUGGCCACCGAACAGGUGAAAAACUGGAAGAGUAACUCGCUGUGCGCUCUGGAACAGGCGUUCAACCCAGAUGCGAUCGACUUCUUCACCACAAAUAUCAUCAAAGAGUCGAACGUUGUGGAAGUUAUCGAGCACGCUCCUGAGUAAGUCUUGUGGAAAAAUCAUUUGAACCUUACAGCAGAUCGUGUGAUUUCAGCAGUCCGGAGAACGAGAAGAAUUUGAUUCAUGUGCCCCAAAUCUUCCUCCCGAUUUCAAAAGUGUUCCACCCUGCAAACGACAUUCUGCCGGAAACCAACUACAAGCAGCCUCCAGGUGAACUGGUGGACGGUGUCCUCUGCUACCACUGCAAAGCGCUUUUCAUCCACUACAGUCAGUACAACAUGCACCUCUACAACGGUCCAUGCAGCAAAAUUCUGCCAUCUUACCAGCACAUAACUGUGAGAAAUUUCGAUCUUUCCUCUCAAUUCUCAGUACCAAUUUCAGCGAGAGGAUAAGACUGGGCUGUUCCCGGACAAUCUCAAGUACAGCGUCGCGAGAGUGGCUCCAGACACAAGGGAUCGCAGCCGUAUCGUCUGCACGCUCUGUAAGAGAUCGGGAUUCAAAGGUUCCGGCGAGUUGUACGAGCACAUUGUCGCGUGCGCCAAGACUAAGAAAAGGUGUGUUUUUGAAAGUGUUGGUACAUCGUAUUGGGCUAGAAGACAACGGGUCCCCCUAUUAUUAAGAUGAAACUAUUAGCAAAGACUCAUUUAGGCGUUUUUCCCAAGCAUUAACAUAAAGGCAAAGGGCCCUUCCUUGCCUCGUCGCCACGCGAAGUGGGACGAGGGGCUCUCGUCCUUCUUUGCGCGAGGCCCUGUAAAAAAUACCAGUUUUUGAGAGAUUGUUUAUGAGAAUCAGCUCUUGAUAAAGUUUAAUUUCAGCAAAGAACAGCCGGGUCUCGUGUCUGCCGGGAGGAUCGUCCAGUGCUCGCCUUCCACUACGGUCUCGUCGUCCACCGACAUCUCGUCAUCGACUGUGACUUCGUCGUUGAUCAAGAGCAUGUCGUUGACAAAGAUCUCGUCGUUGCCUUCGACCUCGUCGUCGACUAAGGCCUUGUCGUUAAUUCAGGCCUCGGCGUGUACUAAACCCUCGUCGUACACUAAGCGCUGCUCGUCGACUAAGGCCUCCUCGUCCACUGAGACCUCCUCCUCCACUAAGGCCUCGUCGUCCGCUAAGAUCCCAUCAACGUCUGAGAUCUCUUCGUCUCCACCGGCGAGACGUCGCAGUCAACGUCUCCGCAAUUAA